Messenger RNA from Salmo salar (Atlantic salmon), 2704 nucleotides. RefSeq lists its product as uncharacterized. Gene Ontology annotation, biological process: embryo development; regulation of transcription by RNA polymerase II. Gene Ontology annotation, cellular component: nucleus. The record is from RefSeq and is a predicted model, not a curated record. Gene Ontology annotation, molecular function: RNA polymerase II transcription regulatory region sequence-specific DNA binding; DNA-binding transcription factor activity, RNA polymerase II-specific. NCBI's taxonomy places the organism in Eukaryota, Metazoa, Chordata, Actinopteri, Salmoniformes, Salmonidae.
UUGUACAACUGACUAGGUAUCCCCCUUUCCCUUUCCCUUACACCCAUCAUCAGUACAACAUUUUUUUUUUAUAAUUGCACAUUUGCAAUUGUUUGUAUAAAAAUAACAGUGACAUGCGACUCGGACUCAUCCUCUGGCUUCAAAACAGAAGUCUAAACUCUCGCUGUAUAUUAGGUCAAUGUACAGUAUUGCGUGGUAAGAAACGGAAGGGGAAAAAAACCGCUCAAUCAAAACCGGAGCGCUUUCGACACACCCACUCGCCAUAUUGAGCGCCAGCUACCCCUUCUCGUAUGUCGACCUUUUUUUUUGGAAGCAUUGGUGCUUUCAGGACAACUGGGGGGGAAACGAGGUUAAAUAAUGACGUUAGUGAACUUCAGGUCGGAGCUCUAGAAAGAUGCCCUAGUGUCCGACUUGGAAUUCCGAAUUGGAUGACUGUUCAAAACGAUUUUCCAAAUCGGAGCGAAUGUAUUUUGACAUUAUAACGGUUAUAACAAGAUACUGGUGCAGCUCGCUAAAGUUAACUAGUUACAAAAAAAGCUACCUUUGGCUAGCAGCUAGCUAACUGCAGUAGGCCUAAUGUUUACUGUGCGCCAUGCAAGCUUUAGUCGCACAUUAUUCAUCAACUCCUGAACUCACAUUUAACGUUGAAAAGUCCUUGCUAUUAUUCGUUUGGGGGAGAAAAGGUUGAGCUCCAGUAGGACUGUAAACUUUCGUUCCGUACUAAAACCGGAAGUGACGUAAUAUUUGUGCUGCCAUCAGGUAGGUGGCUAGCAACUCCGCAUUUUCCAAGUUAUAAUAAAUAUAUUUAUAUAUGAGACGUGACUUGAUACGUUGCUGAUUUAAGGAUUACUGCCACUACUAGAAUGCGAGAAUUUAAAUAGCUAGAACUCUAUGAAAAGGACAGUCACAGAGAGCGCAAGCUAACAGCAGUAAUAGCAUCGUUAGCAUAGGUGGGUGGCUGUUUUGUUUGCUGCAGUGCUGUUAACGUCAGAAGCUGGCCUUUAUUGAUAAAGCACCAUAUAUGGAUCCUCACAUCAGUGUUAAAGACGAACCCACUAGUGAUGAUGAUGUUACACACAGCUGGUGCAACCCUGUCCAGCCCUCACAAAUGGACUACAGUCAUGAAGGUGCUGUUGAUAAGUCUGAGUUGGAACCAGAGGACCUUCCAGGGCUCAGUGAAGCAAGAAAACCAACAUUCAAUGUGAUUGUCAAGGAGGAGGAAGAUGAGGAGGAGGAGGAGGAUGAGGACAUGGUUGACCGAGGUUCAGACUCCGACUACACACCUAGUCCCACUGUGGUAGUGAAGGUGGGAGAACCCAAACCACCAACGAAGAAUAAGACCACAGUAAAGAAACUUCACCAGUGCCCCGACUGUGGUAAAACCUUUGAGAGGCUGUCGCGUCUGAAGAGGCACGAGCCAUCACACUUGAGGAAGAGCAAGCACCCGUGCCCUGACUGCAACCAGUCUUUUGGCAACCUCUCAGUCCUGAAGAAACACAGUGCAACACACAAGAGCACCGAGAAGCUGACUCACCAGUGUCAACAAUGUGGCAAGACGUUUGAGAAGCUAUCGCGCCUCAGAAGGCACCAGCCCGUACACCAGAGGAGAAAGAGGAUGGACCACCCGUGUCCUAAAUGUGGCAAGACCUUCAAGAAGUUAUCCGGCCUGGUUCGGCACGAGCGAGGACACACCGGAGAGAAACCGUUCCCUUGCUCCCAGUGCGGGAAGAGCUUUGCCGACGACCGUCACCGGAAAGUGCACGAGCAGGCUCACCAAGGGAAGAUGGAGAGACCCCACCGCUGCGCUGACUGCGGGAUCUGCUUCCCCAAACCAUCCGAGCUUCGACGGCACCAACGCGCGCAUACGGGAGAGAAACCGCACCGCUGCCCUGACUGUGGGAAGGCCUAUUCCCGGUCAGAGACUCUGAAGAGGCACCUUCUCAUCCACACUGGGGAGAGACCUCACCUCUGCACCGAUUGUGGGAAAAGCUUCAUCGACUUGCAGCAGUUGAAAUCCCACCAGCGGAUUCACACGGGAGAGAAACCAUUCCACUGUCCCGUGUGUGGGAAGGGUUUCUCACAGAGGGGUAACAUGAGGGCACACCAUCGGACUCACACAGGGGAGAAACUUCACCACUGUGCCGACUGCGGGGCCAGUCUCUCCACAUCUUCUAGUUUAAAAGAGCAUCAGCUCAUUCACACAGGAGAGAGGCCCUUCCAGUGUCUGGUCUGUGGCAAACGCUUUCUGCACAUCUGGAGACUCAGAAAACACCAGAAGACACACACACACACACCGGACUAACAGACACCGGACUAAUACAUGCCGGACACGCUGGACGUCUCUGUAUGCUUUGAAAGAGCAGCAACUGUAGUGUUCUACUACUGCUACUAAUACUAGAAUUCUGUGUUCAAUUCCUGGGACCACCCAUACGUGAAUGUGUGCAUGCAUGACUGACUAAGUUGCUUUGGAUAAAAGCAUCUGCUAAAUGGCUAUUAUUAUUAAUCUCAGCAACCUAGAACCAACAAAAAUAAUUUAAUUCACUUUAAUAGCUUGUAGUAGGGAUCUGCUUUUGAGUAUUCUAAUUACAUAUGUGUACAGAGGGGGUAUACUACAAAGCAGGAUCAAUUAGUUAUCCAGCUAACUUUGAUAAGCAACCAGAAAUAUCUAUUGAUUUUCUGACUAAUUAAUAAAUUCAAAAUUAGA